CCCAACCCCGCAGACGCUCCGGGCCCUAGCCCCUGCCCCAGCUAUGGCUCCUGGGGCUCCUUCAUCCAGCCCCAGUCCUAUCCUGGCUGCGCUGCUCUUCUCCUCUUUGGUGCUCCCCCCCGCCCAGGCCAUUGUGGUUUACACGGACAGGGAGGUCCACGGCGCUGUGGGCUCCCGGGUGACCCUGCACUGCUCCUUCUGGUCCAGUGAGUGGGUCUCAGAUGACAUCUCCUUUACCUGGCGCUACCAGCCCGAAGGGGGCCGUGAUGCCAUCUCGAUCUUCCACUACGCAAAGGGACAACCCUACAUUGACGAGGUGGGGACCUUCAAGGAGCGCAUCCAGUGGGUAGGGGACCCUCGCUGGAAGGAUGGCUCUAUUGUCAUACACAACCUGGACUACAGUGACAAUGGCACCUUCACCUGUGACGUCAAAAACCCACCAGACAUAGUGGGCAAGACCUCUCAGGUCACACUCUAUGUCUUUGAAAAAGUGCCAACCAGGUACGGGAUAGUCCUGGGAGCCGUGAUCGGGGGAGUCAUAGGGGUCGUGCUGUUGCUACUCCUGCUUUUCUAUGUGAUUCGGUUCUGCUGGCUACGCAGACAGGCGGCCCUGCAGAGGAGGCUCAGUGCCAUGGAGAAGGGGAAAUUGCAUAAGGCCGCGAAAGACUCGUCCAAGCGCGGCCGGCAGACGCCAGUGCUGUAUGCCAUGCUGGAUCACAGCAGAAGCACCAAGGCGGCCAGUGAAAAGAAGUCCAAGGGGCUGGGGGAGUCUCGCAAGGAUAAGAAAUAGCGGUUAGCGGGCCGGGCGGGGGGUCGGGGGGCAGGUCCGGAGUCCACCAAAGGUUCUCAGGUGGUGGUCAUUGAGAUGGAGCUACGGAAGGAUGAGCAGAGCUCGGAACUCCGGCCUGCGGUCAAGUCCCCCAGCAGAACCAGCCUCAAGAACGCCCUCAAGAACAUGAUGGGCCUGGACUCAGACAAGUGACCACCCCCCGGGCCCUGCCAGAGCAGGGGGACCUGGGCUCCUCUUAGCCCCCGUCUAGGUGCUUUCCUCCUUAGCUCCCCAGCCCCCGCCCUGCCCUCAGCAGCCUUUGAGAUGUAAGUUUCAUUCCAAACUUCAUUCCCCGGCACUUCCUAUUUUCCCCCACCUUCCUUCCCCUGCUUGCUGGGAGCCCAGGGCCUGACCCUACCCUUCACCAGCCCCAAGGACUGUGUGUUUGGUGCCUGUCCCUCCGGCACCGAGAAGAAAGGGACCUUGAUACCCUGUGCCUCAACCCCAGGCCACCUGGCCUUUCCCUCCCUUGCACCACCCAGCGUGUCCCUCCCUCCGGCUUUCCUUUCUGACCCUCCCUCCCCUCCAUCAGGUGGCCCAGCUCCAUACUGUGUCCUCCCAGCUAGCUAACAUCCAGAUCGUCCAGAUCAGACUCUCCUUCAGGGUUUAUUUAGGUUGUUAGUUAUUUUUUAUUUUUUAAUCCAUUCUUUUUUGUUUGUUUGCCUGUACCCUCCCCCCAUGACUGAGUACCAAUGACGUCAUGUGGUUUUUGCAAUUCCCCACUCCCCAUUAUAUCCUUAAUGGAGAGCCAGCCCAAGCAGAGGGGCCCCUGAUGCUCAGUCCUCAACUACAGGAUUGGUGCCCCUGACCACUUUGGAGCACUGUUCUGGGACUCAAGGUCAUGGGGAAGGAGAGACAGAGAGAGGCAAAGAAUCCUCACAGGUCAGAGGAUUGAGGAGGGGCCAAAUAACCCUUAAGAAAUGGCUUUUAAGCAACCAAAGAGAAAGGAGAAACAAAUGGGAAAUGGGGGGGGGAGGGGAGAGGCUGCACUCCCAGCCAUAGGGGAUUGUUAGGAUUUUUCUACAUUCUGUAUAUUUCUUCACAAACCCCCCGUGUCCUUAAAUGUUUAAUAAACACUGACAUUU
Molecule: messenger RNA, 1914 nt
Organism: Neomonachus schauinslandi (Hawaiian monk seal)
Lineage: Eukaryota; Metazoa; Chordata; Mammalia; Carnivora; Phocidae
Gene: MPZ
Product: myelin protein zero
Exons: 6
Biological process (GO): myelination
Cellular component (GO): membrane
Source: RefSeq, a predicted model, not a curated record